AUUCCAGCAAAAGGCAGGCCUUCCUCUCCAGCGUUGCUUCCUGGUUUCCCCUCCCCGACUCCGCUCCUUACGGCAAGGAGAAACCAGCAAGCAAAGUCUUCCUUCCCGCGUGUGUUUAAACGGUGGGGCUGACUUACAAGUAAGUCUUCUGCUUCCCUCUACUCUCCUGCUCUUGAUUCCUCCCUCCCCCUUCGUAAAUAAACCUCCUGUGUUUCAGUUGAUCUGCUUUUAAGUGCAAAGUGUGCUUCUCUCCCAGAUGUUGAGCGUUCACAGCUCCCUGGAUCUGCUGCUGAUGUUGGCUGCUUUCCCUCCCCUGCACAAACAAAAACCCUUAGUUUUCUGGGUUUGCUUUGGUUUGGUUUGGUUUUUGCUGCCACUGCUGUACAAAAUACAGAAAACUAAGCUGGAGGGCAGCCAACACUCCCUCCUUUCCUCUUCCUGAACUGUAUUUUGUUUUAAACUGUAUAUUGAGUGAGAGAAGUCCCAUAUGCAACAGCAAUGCAGUUUAUGUAAGUCCGCUCACCCCUCUUGGUGCGGCGGCGUUGUGGGACAGCAGAGGCUUCCCAGGGGCUCCGGUGUUAGAACUGGAACUGUCAUGCCCUUCCUGAUAGGCAGGGGGCAGCAGAAGCCCCCACCGCCUAUCAGGAAUCAGAUCCUAGCCUGCACCCUGCUUUGGCAAAUGGGGAUGCAGGCUGGGACUUGGGCUGUGACAGGGCGAAGCUGAUGGAGUUGAUGUUGGGCUUCCCUCGGAUCCGCCCCUUGCCCAUUUAAGCAGCCCGCACCUGGGGCACUACCUGCUCCUUCCCUCGUUGGUUUCCCCCACCCACCUACCCUUGGUUUAAACUGAUAGUCAGUGACUUUGCUGUGGCCACAGUGGUCACCGUCCUUUAAGGGGCCAGGUAGGAAUUUGCCCACCAGGCUAAUUGGCACUGACCUGGUGGUUUUGCCUACCUCAUAGCAAUCAUCACAACUGGUUGGGCAUUGGGGCAAUCCUUUGUUUUAGAUGGAGGGGAGGUUGUAGUCUUUGCCUGCCCCUCCAAACACUGGGGUAUCCCAUUAAAGAGAUCUGGGGGGAGUGGCCAUGUCCGUGUGCCCAGGUGGAACCAGGGCCGAAAGCACUCCCGCAGAUGGCAGUCCCUGUGGGGGUCACCCUAUGGAUGGUCACCUUAGGAACCCCUGCCUGGACUGACCACGCGUCACUUUCAGCAGGCGAGCCGGAAGUAUUUACCAUAUUUUCCCAUGUAUAAGAUGAUUUUUUAAAAAAAUAAAAUUGUGGGAAGGACAGGCAAUUGGUGGCAGCCACGAGCAGGAGAUUGUCAGUGGCGAUUGGGCAGUUGAUUGGUGGCUGAGUCAAGGCCUGCUGAUGAUUAGCUGCUGCUGCGACAUAUAUUGGUGGCUUUGGUGAAGCGUGCAAUUGGCAGCGGUGGUCAGGUGGGUGCGAGAUUGGCGGCAAUCCCCACCCCAAAAAAAGCUUAACAACUCUGAGCAAUCACUACCCAUUUCCUUAAUUUGGGGCCUUAUACACGGGGGGGGGGGGUUAUACAUGGAAAAAUAUGGUAGAUUGCCCCAUGCCCAAGCCAAACCUCUUUCAUCUCUAUUCGAUAAAGUUGUGGCUUGUUUUGACUCCAAACCAGUCUUAUUGGUCUCUUAUUUAUAUGGGUUGGGAUAUGAGGAGCCUGUUGCCUGAUCCCACAGUAGUAACUACUCCCACAGUAGUUAACCUCCAAAGAUGCACUCCUUCACUGUCUCCCAAGACAGGCAGAUGCCAUCAACAGUUGUUUGCUAUAAGAAAUAAGCUUGACUCUGACGUCUGUGUGUAGGACCCUUAACAAACUACAAUCCUUGGAGUGCAAUUUUCAAAUUCACUUCAGGUGCCACAAUGACCUAAACACACCCACACACCCUUGCUUACAAGGACUGACCAAGCUCAGCAUUUGAGAAUGCUUUCAGUUUGAAUCAGGAAGAGUUGUAUUCAAAUCCUUUGUCGGUCAUGAAGUUCACUGUGCUUCGAAUUCACAGGAAAGAGGUGAGGAUAAAGUGGUUGAAAACUACCCAGUUUGGCAUGGAAAGCUUAGAGGACCUACCAGUCAGGAAGUGAGACAGUAAUUUUUAUCUUGAGAACAGAAUAACCACAGGAAACUCCUGACUCCAGCCAGAUGAAACCAAGCCUAGUGAUUAAGCGUCACAACAAAACAAUCUAUACAGGAUUUAUGUUGCCCUGAGCUCUUCAUGGAGAAUCCUGGGAACUGUGGCUCAGUGAGGUGAGCACCUCUGACAAACUACAGUUCUCAGGAUGACUGUUAAAAUGGUAUAAGAGUGAUUUAAAUGUAUGGUGUGGAUGUAAACAGACUGGAAAUUCCUGCAAUGUGUUUUUGAUACAUUAGGUUAGAGCUCACUCUGUCCUGGUGAAGCGAGGUCAAACCACAUGCGGUGGUGGAGAUUAGUGAUCUGAUCCACAUCUUCUUUUCAUGUUAAGCAGAUGAAAGGAACACCAAACUUGAUCUGGAGAGAGGGGUGUUUCACUUUUCACUAUGCUGUUUUCCUGAUCUAUUUAUUUUUUUAAAACCAUGCAAUUAAUCAAGAUGACAGUGAUAGGAUGAGGGAGUUGCACAAGCCUACAUUUCCCUGCCAUGGGGCAACCAGGAGGCGGGCUAUAAUCAAAUCAGGGAAAUGGCAAGGGGGAAAGAGUUAAAGCACAUAUUCUCCCAGGGCUGCAGCUGUGCAUAGGCUGCUUUAAAGUAAAAAAUAAAUAAAUGGGGAGAUCUUAUCACUGUUCUCCAGCAACAUGUGCGGUUUGCCUCAUAAGAUAUGCAAAAAUGUGUUGCUGAGGGUGGUAUGCAGAAACACAGUGUCAAUUGGCUGCUGUCUGUCACCCAAUACCUGCUCAAACAGAAAGGUUUCUUGAUGCUUUGUACCUCCAUCAGAAGAGAACUGUGGGCCUGUUAUAGGUAAUGUUCCUUGAUAUUUGAGCUUGGUGUCCUUUCUCCUUUUGAUAUUCUGCCAUUAUUAAGAAGAUGCACUUCAAUAGUCUUAAGAAUUUCAAAGUGCGUACAGGGAUGUAAUCUUUCUCUAGAGCAGAGGUGGGCAAAUCAGGAUCUACUCUUUGUACACACAUUUUGUUUUUAUUUUUAUUCUAGAACCAAUGGAGACUUGUCUCCCCCCCCACACACACACACAUAGUCCACACGCUGUCUAGAUCUAUUGCAUAUUUUGUGCCUCUGAAAAGUGUGUCUUGAGAAGCUCAUUGCAUUCUGGAAAUAAAAGCUGACUGCAGAUUGAUUCUGUAUUACUCCACAGCCUGUCCAUUUAAAAACAGGUGAAUGAAUCCACAACUGCUCAAUGAUGUGGGCAUAUAACAAUAUCACAACCUCCACAUCCUUCUUCUGGGGCAUUUGCAGGGAGGAAAAGGGUUUUUUCAAAAGCACACACACACCCCUGUGGGCAGCAGGAUCUAGAAUCAAUCUUGACUGAAAGCAGCAUGCUAGAUGGAGAAAAACUACAUUUUUUGUGCUACAUAUAAGUUAGUGUGUAUCAAUCAAAGAGAUACUGGAAGAUGCCUUAUUGGUAUUGCAGAAAACCAGUAAGGUUUCUGUCUCUCAAUUGCUGAACCACUGCAGUGACAAAAUGACUUGUUCUUAGGCUGCCAAAAUGCGGGGCUUGUAACCAGGCGUGGACUUCCGUGUCGGAAAGGACUGUGAACUUAGUUCAGUUCUGGAAGUGAAAGCAAAUUCCUAGGCUCAGGAUAUGAUCAAAGGCAUCCUGUUCUGUAAUUCCAGCUGCCUGUAUUUUGCAUUUGGUUGGUUGGUAUAGCUGGUAUUUUAGCAAAAGAUGGAGUAGAUUUGGCUAGCCUGAAAUUUGUGUGUCCAUAAUGUGUGUGUGUGUGUGUGUGUGUGUGUGUGUGUGUGUGUUUAACAUUUGCAUCUGCUAUAUAACAUGUACUAGAAUCCUUGGGCUCCUCCAGACAUCCUUUUUAUUGCACAUUCACGCUGAUUUGUGUUCAUGACGCUAUUGGAGCUGUCAUAUGCGAUCCCACUUUUAAUACUGUUUGCACCUGUAAAGUGUUGGGGGUGGUCACACAGCUUCAUUUCUAAUAGUGCAUACCCUGUAGUUUCUUGCUAACACCCCAUAACCCUUUAAACCACAAAUAUUCUGGUUUAUUUUUGUCCUCCUCUUGUUGCGCUAUAGCUCCACCAGACCCUAAUAAUGUCUUAGCAUUGGGGACACAUUGCAGAAUGAAUCCCCCACUAAUGGGCUAUUAUUGUGUCAAUAACAUCUUACAGAAUACACUCACAAUAAAACACCAGUCUGGAGGGCCGCCUUAUGUGGCGGUAUCAGCAGACAGGCCCAGCUAUUGGAAAAGAAGGGAUAUUUGUCCAAAUUGUUGAGUUUGCAUGAGGCACACCUGAUAUCUCAAAUGUAUUCGUUUAUCCCAGCCUAGAACAUCUUGAGCUUUGCCUGCUGAUUCUCUAGUAGACUACACCAUAUCAACAGCUCCUCAUGUCCGUCAAUAAACCCAGCAGCACCCAUUGGCCUCGUUUGUUCUGGCGUGUUGAAUAUCUCUCAUGCACUACAUUCCCAAUAUGCCUCCCUUCGUGCUUUUGACUGAUGCUCAUUUAGAUGGCUGCGUUAUUGCAGCAAGAUUUAGCAACUUUUACAGAGGUUUUGUCCCCUUCCACCUCAUUGCUCAACACAAACCAUGACGUCAGUCUCUCACCCACGCAGCCAGCCAACACCCAAAGUGCCAUCUUCAGUCACUGCAGUUGAAAGCUGGGAUAAGUGAAGCCAAGUAUGUAUAGUGUAUGGUUCGAUUCAGCUGAAGGAAAACAAGAAAAAAAUAUUCUGAAUCUCAGAAGCCAGAACAGCAAGAGGGAUCGCUGCACAGUGAAAGCAGCAGUCCCCCUUGCUGUUCUGGCUUCUGGGAUAGCUGCACAGCCUGCAUUCGCUCCAUAAGACGCACACACAUUUCCCCUUACUUUUUAGGAGGGAAAAAGUGAGUCUUAUAGAGCAAAAAAUACGGUGUGUGUGUGUGUGUGUGUGUGUGUGUGUAUGUGUGUAUAUAAAAGUUUUUUUAACAUAUCAUUUUCAACAGUAAUUAAACAUACUUUUACAUCUUAUUCAAAUUUUUGACUUCCAUCAAUCCUGUCUGAAAAUUUUCCAAUCUAAUCUCUCAGUAUGCAUUUCUUAUCUUCCCUAUUACAUUUCAAACUCAUAACCAAUAUCUCUAUCUUUUUCUCCUUUGUAACACUUCGUAUAUUUCUCCUUACAAAACUUCUUGUAGUCCUACUAGUGUAAUUUGUUGAUUACAGUUGCUCUUCAAAUAAUUCAUAUACUUCUUCCAAUCUUCUGUAAAUCUCUGUAAACCCGCAGGUUUCGAAUCCUUCCUGUCAUUUUGUCCAAUUCUGCAUAGUCCAUUAAUUUCGUCUGCCAUUCUUCUUUUGUCGGAAUUUCUUCUUGUUUCCAUUUCUGGGCUAACAAUACUCUUGCCGCAGUUGUUGCAUAUAAAAACAAUUUAACAUCUUGCCUAUUAAUGUCCGGACCUAUAAUACCAAGUAAAAAUGCUUCUGGUUUUUAAAAAUAUAUAUAUUUUUACAAAUAUACAAAUGUACAUUGUUAUAUAUGACUUCCUGUCUUCCCUGUCUGUGUUUCUCAGGUGAGCGAACCGCAGUUGACGUAUCAAUGAACGGAAGCCCUGCCAGCAAUCCUUCCUAUGAAAGCCAGCCCUCAGUCGAGAUCAGGAGAUGAGAUGGGGCAGGGAAGCUUCAUGGGGACACUGGUACUGUUGCUUGUCACCCUCAUUGGGGCUGUCAGAGGAGCCACGCUGACUCUUCCUCGCCCAUCAAACGUGAGUUAUACCCUCAAUGAAACACGCUGCCAGUUGGAUGUGGUGUGGACUCCUGUAAGAAUGGAAGGUGCCUGCGAUGUAAAGUAUCGGAGUGCUAUAAGGACCGGUGGAGUUUGGGUCGUGGAGCGUAUUCAUAGAAACCACUCCCGGACAGUGCAGGUACCUCUGGGUAAAGAAGUUGUUUUCCGAGUCAGAACGGAAUGUCAGCAAGAACAGAGCCAGAAAGGAGAGUGGCUUAAUAUCUCUCUUCCACAAAAUGGUGUUCCAGGUACAGGAGCGGUUAAUGUCAGCUGUAUCUGGCAUAUGGAGAGAUCCCUGGAGUGCUCAUGGCUUCGUGGAGAGAAUGCAAGUCGCGACGCAAACUACAGCUUGACUUUGUGGAUCCCAGAACUCAGAAGAGAGCAGCCAUGCACAAAUUACACAAAGAAAGGUGGUGCCUUUCGAUGUGCAUUUGACUUGAAAUAUGAAUGGAUAGAACUUAGCAUUUCAUUACAAGGCAAUUCCAAGGACAUUCAACCUGUGUGUAUCCUUAGCAAAAUGUCGGGAGAAGUUGGAUUUCCAGUCAGACUGAAGACUCCAUCGAUUGUAAACAUCACAAAGAACAAUGGAGGUGUUUUUUUGAACUGGACUAAACCAUCCCUAUGGAGCGGCAUGAACUAUGAAGUAGAAAUUAAUAACUCUGGAUCAGAGAUACAGCAAACUCACAAUACUAAUAUAUCAAUCAGUCUCAAGCCUAAGGCACGCCACACUUUUCGAGUGAGAGCAAAGUUCUACAUUAGUGGGGAAAUCUGGACCAGUGAUUGGAGCGAGGUGGUGGACUGGGAUGAGAGAGACCACACAUUAUAUAUCCCAUACAUUCUUGCUCCGUUAUGUGUAGCCGUCCUGACUGUCGUUUUUCUCAUUUACCGGAAACGGAUUAAAGAGAUGAUUCUUCCUACAAUUCCUGAGCCUAGAAACUUCCUGGAACAAAUGUUUGACGGGGAAAGUGAAGACUAUUCGAAAGUAAAAUCUGUCCCAGAAGACCCCAAAUUAAGCUGAGCAAAUCCAUUUGAUGGUAUUCAUGCAGCCUUCUUGAGCGGGACGUGGGUGGCGCUGUGGGUUAAACCACGGAGCCUAGGACUUGCCGAUCAGAAGGUCAGCAGUUCAAAUCCCUGUGACGGGGUGAGCUCCCGUUGCUUUGUCCCUGCUCCUGCCAACCUAGCAGUUCAAAAGCACAUCAAAGUGCAAAUAGAUAAAUAGGUACCGCUCUGGCGGGAAGGUAAACGGCAUUUCCGUGUGCUGCUCUGGUUCGCCAGAAGCGGCUUAGUCAUGCUGGCCACAUGACCCGGAAGCUGUACACCGGCUCCCUCGGCCAAUAAAGCGAGAUGAGCACCGCAACCCCAGAGUCAGUCACGAAGAAGAGAAGAGAAGAGUUUGGAUUUGAUAUCCCGCCUUUCACUCCCUUUAAGGAGUCUCAAAGCGGCUAACAUUCUCCUUUCCCUUCCUCCCCCACAACAAACACUCUGUGAGGUGAGUGGGGCUGAGAGACUUCGAAGAAGUGUGACUGGCCCGAGGUCACCCAGCAGCUGCAUGUGGAGGAGUGGAGACGCGAACCCGGUUCCCCAGAUUACGAGACUACCGCUCUUAACCACUACACCACACUGGCUCUCUACCCCACGACUGGACCUAAUGGUCAGGGGUCCCUUUACCUUUACCUUUAUGCAGCCUUCUUAGGGGAGCCAACCUGAAUAAAUUAUUGUGGGGGCUCAGGUAAGCCCCACCCUGCAUAAUCGAUCACAAGACAUGGCGAGUGCACACCAUUUGAAUGGCAAUGCCCAUCAACUUUGGGGGUGGGAGCCCCCUCAAAUAUUUUAUUGGGGGCACUGAAGGGACCUUGGCCUCUUAAGAGUUGGCUCCUAUGCUUCACAUUAUGGGAUCUGAGGAGAGCAGAUGACGCUCCUUGCCUGAAAUGUUUUCUGAUCUUUAGGGACAGUGAGUGAUGCUCCUAGCUGAUGAACCAUCUCAAUCAGCUGGUGGACAAUUUUGCUGCCCUGGGUUCCUUCAGGAGGAAAGGCGGGAUAUAAGUUCAAUGAACAAAAUAGUCUCCCAAAUCGUUAGCCUGAGGGCGAGGGCAUGUCCUCUGGUAAUGGAAGGGAACGACUUGAAAGAAGGAGAGAAAGAAUAGAGAGCACAGCACUCCACCAGACGUCCCUAUCCUGAUGCCCUUCUGAUCUUGCUGGACUACAAUUCCCAUUAUCCCUGCCCAACAGCCACACGCUAGUUGGGGCUGAUGGGGUUGUAGUCCAAAAUACCUGGAUGGCACCAAGUUGGGGAAAGAUGCACCAUAGUUAUGUGCAUCUUGUUGUGUACAUUGAAAGAAAUUGGGGAGUGCUCUUUGGUGGCUAGGCAGGGUGUUCAUGGGAUGUCUCCAGCCCUCCAGGUGUCAGGAGAACACAGCACACCUGUCUUGUUGCGUAGUUGGCAAGCAAGUGUUGCAGGUCAGCGUGGGCGAGGUGAUUCAUGUCCACAAAUGUGUCAAUUAGCAAACUUGGACAACUAAUCUUUGCCUCCUCCAAGUGGUUGGAGUGGGUAGCUGCAGUUCCCUCAUCUUGAGGUUGUUAGAAUGGGUUGGUCUUUUAAAUGAAAGGACUGGUGUUCUGCUGUCCCUCAAGGCAGAUGGUUUAAGUACGCCUUCACCCUGGUAUGGCUCUCCUUCAUCACAUACACAGCUCAACAAGACAAUGACAAAAAUCCACCAACAGCAUACAAAUCAAUAUGGCUAGCCUGACCCAAAACACCCACCCACCCCCACUCGCACUUGAAAACAAAGAUCACCACAGCCAAUCACAAAUGAACAACCACACCCUAGGCCAACCCCAACCUCUCUCACCACCAAAAGAACACAAGUGAACAGCAGAGAACCUGCACAAGCGACGCUGACACAAAACCCCACAUAAGUAAAGUAGAAACAUCGCCACCCGACCCCACCCCCACUCACCUCUCCACCUCUCCACCCCUUUUCUUCCUAAUGUCUCAACAAACAAAACUGAUCUGUAAAAAAAUGUUACUUGAAAGAGAGAGAUUGCACAUACUUUUGUAAACCAAGAAAAUCUUUAAUAAAAAUACAUUUUUUUAAAAAAAGGAACUCUCUAUACAAUAGGUUUAUGUGGACACCACCUAGUGGGCAAAUGGGAAAAGUGAUUCUUUAGAAAAGUUGGAACUGAGCAUGUUCUAUGCCUGUGAUUACGGGAAUAAUUCGAAAAUGGACACCAGACUGAGAACUGUGUCAAAACAAACCAAGAAAUAAAACCAGCUAUUUUUCCAUCUUCCUGGUGUGGUCUAUGUACAUUAUACUCUCAGCUAUGCUCUGUAGAUCAGGGCCUAGUUUAUACACUAGGAUGAGACUCUCUAGCAAAAAAAAUCACCGAACACAUAAGAGUUUAAAAGAAAAUGCCUG
Messenger RNA from Podarcis lilfordi (Lilford's wall lizard), 9278 nucleotides. The record is from the annotation of a GenBank genome assembly. NCBI's taxonomy places the organism in Eukaryota, Metazoa, Chordata, Lepidosauria, Squamata, Lacertidae.